CUCAAAAUAUCCUUGACAUGGAAACACAUUUUUGAAGAAAGGAACAAGAUGGGAACAAGUGGGAGAAAGAAUGAAAUUUGAAAUGAGAAUGAACUACUGAACUAUAUUCCUGGAGGAAGUGCUCAAGAGCAUAAAUAUUAUAUAGCUCAGUGUGAAUGUACUAGAGCAAUUUUAACCCCAAAAAUUUGUAAGCAACAUUAUUUUGGUAGUUUUGAGUAUAAUGCAGAUCUAGAUAAAAUGGAUGACACCUCACCACAAAAAGAUGAAAGAUUACCACUUAAAUUCACAUCUCAAAUGAAACGUCUUGUUUGCAUUGAGUACCCUGGAUACAUCCAAGACAUCUCAAAAGCUCUGAAAACACUUGGUGGUGAGGAGCAAGUAAAUGCCACAAUUAAAGAUCCAUUGAGACGUGUUGCAAUGCACUUUCGUCCUAAUGAUCCAUACUGUCGUCAGAAUUUUGGUGAUCGGUUCCCUGUCACUGACUUAUUAAUGAAAGUUAAACGAAGGAAACAGAAAAAAAAUGGGACAGAAAAUAUUCAGUAUGAAUGUGAAGUAUUAGGAGUGAUUGAUACUGUUGUGAAGUUUAAAGGUCUAGCAGACUUCCAAUAUGUUGUUCCACAGAUGCCAGACUUACUGGAUGGGUUGCAUGGGAGCGAGAUCUUAGACAUAGAGACACCAUUACAUCUUCCACCACCUGCUUUCUGCAGGGUUGAUCAUCUGUUUGACUAUCAGUAUCGAACAACCAGUGUGUCUAAAGACAGAAAUGUGCAACCUAAUGAACAGCGUCUUGGCAAAACAUUUCGGAAACCUCGGCCAAGCUAUGUCAUAUCCUGUCAUUUUAAAACCCCAGUUGUACCCAGCCAACCAAACGAAGAUGUACUUGAAGAACUUAAACGAUUUCAUAAUGAUGGCUUGGAUAUCAUUCAGCGUUUGUUUAACAUCAGACCAGUCUGGUCGAGACGAGCUAUAAUAUAUCAUCUUGGUGAAAAGGCAAGGAGAGUAAGGCUUUUAUUGCCCUCUGUUGCCUAUUAUUGGAUUGGUGGGCCAUGGCGGACAUUUUGGACCAAGUUCGGCUAUGAUCCAAGGAAAAAUCCUGCAGCUAAAAUCUAUCAAAAACUAGACUUCAGAUUGCGUAACAAUAAAGCGUUACGCGGCAUGCGACUACCUCCCAAGUCUCGACAGGACAAAGAAUUCACAUCAACGACGCGUUUUCAGAGAAAUGCCCCUCAACCAGUCAUACCACUGGGAGUAACAAACACCACUAGUACCGAGGGUCCUGGAACCAGUUCUCAGAAACCCGACGCGGGCUCUCUGGUCUCUGUCGCGGAGGAAAGUUACAUGGAUGUCUCGGUGGAUAACACAGACGAACAGGAAAUUUUACCCUAUGCUUUUUAUCCCGAUAGGGCACCAACUGCCCGGCAAAUCAUCUAUCAAUUAUGUGACAUACGUUGCGCCGAAGUACAGAAAAUGAUUUCUGAGAACGAUGGGCGGGAACGAGUAUGCACAGAGUACGAGGGUUGGUUGGAACAAGGGACAUGCGAGAAGAUUCGUAUUGUGCUGACAAGGAGUUUAGUUGAACUACAAAAAAGUCAAAAGAAUACAUCAGAAACUAUGGAAGGACUGGACGGAAAUGAUGCACAGCCAGACGAGAUGGAAGAAGAUGAGGCCUCGUUCUUAGACACCUUAAUGGAUGACGAUGAUGUCGAAGCUUAUGACAUUCUAGAUGAAGAUUUUUGAUGCAUUUAAAAUGAACUACGCAAGCAAACUAAGUGUCUUCAACGAUGUGAUUACUAUUUAAUAAAGUAUUAAGAUUGCUCUACUUUAUCUUACGUGUUUGUGUGCAUGUACACGCAAAGAUAACAUUUAAUCCUUCUAAAUUAUUAAAAAAAUCAAACCAUCAAUUUGAUUCUUUAAUUUUGCUUUCAAAAAAAAUACGAUACCAAAUCUUGCGGAACACAACUAUCUCUUCAUUUGUGCACAUAUUUCAAAGGUAGUAAAUAUUUACUCUCUGUGCGUAUAAAAACAACUUGACUCAAAUUGAAUUCGACAUUAGGCUCCGACAGUCAGUGAUGCAUUCUGGGUGGCCGGGACGGAAGAAAAAAGCCUUCAAAAAUGACAGACUGAUGCAUUUCAUUCGUCAUAGAUCAAUGAUAGUGAUGAUUUCUGAUCAUUGUGUGAUAUAUGGGUCUUUUUAUAAGAACUAUAAGCUUUGAAUCAGCAGUCGGCUCUGGGAAGGAUUGUAAAGUAAGGGUAAACUGGUAAGGUAGGGCGUAGGCGCCAUCAAGCAGAAAUAUAAUGUAGUGAGUUUAAAAUUUAGAGUAUAGGAGCAUUUUGUGUUUUCCUGGCUUAAAUUAUAUCCCUAGGAUUUGUGAAAAUAUUAAUUCGGGUAUAUCACAAAAAUAGUUCACAACACGUGAAAAGGAAUAAAAAUAGAAAAAAAAACGUGAUCGGGCGUAGUGUUCCUUAUGAAAUCGGUAUUUAAA
Molecule: messenger RNA, 2483 nt
Organism: Dendronephthya gigantea
Lineage: Eukaryota; Metazoa; Cnidaria; Anthozoa; Malacalcyonacea; Nephtheidae
Product: general transcription factor 3C polypeptide 5-like
Exons: 5
Coding region: 238-1737 (499 amino acids)
Biological process (GO): transcription initiation at RNA polymerase III promoter
Cellular component (GO): transcription factor TFIIIC complex
Source: RefSeq, a predicted model, not a curated record